Molecule: messenger RNA, 3887 nt
Organism: Bicyclus anynana (squinting bush brown)
Lineage: Eukaryota; Metazoa; Arthropoda; Insecta; Lepidoptera; Nymphalidae
Product: piggyBac transposable element-derived protein 4-like
Exons: 3
Coding region: 2253-3887 (544 amino acids)
Source: RefSeq, a predicted model, not a curated record
UACAGUUGUAUUCAUUGAUUUCAGAAAAGCAUUCGAUAUAUUGAAGUUUGAUAUCCUAUUCACUAAAUUAGAAAAAUGUGGAAUACAAGGACCCCUACUGGAUUGGUUUAAAAACUACCAUAUCAAAAAAAUCAAAUUUAGCGUUUGAAGAUACUAUGUUAAAAGGCGAAUUUUAAGACUGCCCCCUUACAAUUGUGAGCUUAAUCCGAUUGAAUUGAUUUGGGCUCAGGUAAAGGGGCAUUUCGCUAAAAAUAAUAAGACAUUUAAAAUUAACGAUGACAAAAAACUAUUUGAAGAAGGACUUCGGCUGGUAACCCCGCAGCAACGGAUUAGCUGCAUAUCACCCGUUAUCAAAAUGGAAAAUGAGAUGUACCAUUAUAAUAAUAUAUUAAUUACUAUUACUUAUCAAAAUUUGUAACUGUACAAUAUAAAAACACAGGUAUUUACUUAAAAGAAGGUCUCAGCCAUAUUAUUUAAUGCAAUGUUUGAAACGAAUAAAUUCAUUUUCAUUUUUUCACCAACUUCUCGAAAAUGAGAUGUACCAACUUCUCAAACGUUCCAAGCGUGUUUGUAAACUAAGCCGAAUUGAAAUAAAUGACUGACUGACUGUUGCCAGCGAGUUUCUUGUGGGCUUCUUCUCAAACGUUUCAAGGGUGCUUGUAAACUAAGCCUACUUUAAAUAAAUGGCUUUGACUGUUGACAGCGAGCUUGUUGCGGACUUCUUAUGUAUCUGUGUGAAAUGAAAAAUUCAAUCCAAUAAAUGUUUCAAUCCACUUGGCAUUCCUUAUUUAUGUCUUCAAUUUUUUAUAGAUUCUGUAUUAGUGUAAACUGAAAAAUUCAUAUCAAUGAAUGUUUUACAUCACAUAGUUUUGCAUACCUCGUUUAUGUAUAUUCUUCACUUUAAAGUUAAAAUUAAUGAAAAUCUCAUUUAGAAUGUAGAAAUACGCAAGACAACAAUCUAUUUGUCUUGGCAGCACGCAGCUGCUAAUGCCAAACAACUGUCUUGAAUUGUCACGCCAAUUGCUCAUUUAUCACAUUAUUUUGACAAUGGGGAUGAUGACUAGGUUUGAAUAUAUUGAUUUUUAUGAUACAUUCGGGUAAAUAGGGUCAAUGUUAACUAAUUUAUACAUAAAAAGCAAAUAUUGUCUGGAUAUUUGCAAAAUAAAUGAGAUUAUAAAAUUUCAAAAACUACUAAAAUUUUUUUAUCGUAAUUAGAUGAAAAUUCAUACAGUUUUAGCUUCCUUACAUUAAAUGUGACAUUUUUUAAUAAAUGAACUAUAAAGAUAAACGCACAAAUAACAAAGAUAUUAGUAAUUUUGUUUGAACGCGCAUACAAAUCUAACGAUCAUUACAUUGCCUAUGACGUCAUUUUUUCGAGCCAUUUUGUAUGGGGCGUUUUUCAGGGAUCCGCGGCAGCGCCGCAAAUCUGACUCUUUAAAUCCCUGUAGCUCCGAAAGUAAUGAUCGCAGAUACCCUGUUACUUUUACAAAAUUGCUUUACUAUUAGUAUACUCUUAAUUUAUAUACAAUUUAAAAAACUGUCAUCAUCCCUAUUGUAAUUGACUGGAUAUGUUUAUUUAAUUUUAUUAGCGUUAAUUAAUCUACUAUUAUGACAUUACUAUACCUGACAUUUAUAUUAUUUAAAUCUUGAACAUUCUAAUUUAAUUCUAUAAAUGUUCCGCUCAAGUUUCUACUUCAUUUUUAUUUUAUUUUAAUUUUGUCUAAUGAAAUGUAAUAUAUUUUAUCUCUUAUUAUUGCAUGUAACAUUAUUAUUUCAGCAAUGCCCUGACAGGGCCCCAUGUAUCAUGUAUGCUAAGCUUAUGUAUUAGUUUGUAAGUGCAUGGAUGCUAAGUAAAUAAAUAUCAAAUAUCAAAUCACUGAUGUUGUAAAUACAAUAACAAAACAGUGUUAACACGUUGUACGCCAUAUCACCUACCGGUGAGCCUAGCUUACAUUGCCAUUCGGGCCAAGCCAAAAUUAGGUAAUCGGUAAUUUUCAUCAACUUGAAACUUUUAUUCCAAAGGUAAUAAAAUGAAGUAAUAUGGAUGGAAAAUAAUAAUUACAGACUUUUACCGUGUAGUUUUUAAGAUUUCGUCAAAGGCCCACCGGUGAGUCCCGUGGCCUAGCGCAAAGGAAUGUCUGUUUUCCGUUGUCGGGGGCCGCGGGGUCACGAUGCGGCCCACCCCCGCGCGCGCGCGCCGCUUUAUCAGUAUCGCACGCUUUGUCGACACGUAAGGAUCUUUUCCCGUAAAAAUGGAUGAAUUUGAUUUUGAGCUAACGCAAGAGGAUUUAACGCAAUUGGAAAAUAUUGAGAUAAAUUUUCUGAACCACAGUUUUCAAAUAGAUACAGAUGAUGAAGACGUACUUCAACCAACGAAAAGAAGAUGCCGCCGAAUUGUGUUGUCAGAGAGUGAAGAUAGCGAUAGUGAAAUUAUAAGGAUUAUUGCCGAUAAUAUUGGUAAUACAUCGCCAUCGGACAUCUGGUCCAAGCCUAAAGGUAACCAACGUAAAGUAAUACCUUUUACUGAACAUCCUGGCCUUUCAACUAAUCUAUGCUUGAGCAUGCGUAACAAAUCUCCAGCUGAUUUUUUCAUACUAAUGGUUCCAGACAGUAUUUUUCAAGAGAUAGUUGAGCUAACAAACCAAUUUGCAACUCACAAAAUUACCAGCUUUAAAGAAAGUUCACGCUUUGCAAGGCUUCGGAAAUGGGUUCCAACAGAUCUUGCAGAAAUAAAAAAGUUUUUUGGCCUUAUCCUGAUUAUGGGUAUCACAAAGCUUCCUAGAUUGGCGGAAUAUUGGUCAACGAAUGUCAUCGUAGGUCAUCCGUUUCCACGCACAAUAAUGUCACGGAAUCGUUUCGAAUUAAUAUUACAAAUGCUUCAUUUUUCACAAAACGAUGAGACCAACAAAGAUGACCGCCUCCAUCGUAUUAGAUAUCUUUUACAGGCAUUGAAUGAACGAUUUCAGAUGCAUUAUACACCCGGUCAAGACCUAUGUAUAGACGAAAGUGUUGUCCCGUUUCGUGGCAGGAUUGUAUUUCGACAAUACAAUAAACAAAAACGCCAUAAAUAUGGAAUCAAAGAAUUCAAAUUGUGCUGUGUACCGGGAUAUACUUAUAAAAUAAGUAUAUACGCAGGAAAAAAUAACGAAAUUACAAAUACUACCCCUUAUAAUGUUGUUAUGGAUCUGCUUAGCGGUCUUCUAAAUAAAGGUUAUACUCUCUAUACCGAUAACUGGUAUACCAGCAUUGCAUUAGCCAGGGCUCUGCUAAAGAACGAAACUCAUUUAGUGGGAACAAUCCGAAAGAAUAGGAGGCAUCUACCCAAGAAAGUCGUAAGUGCUAAACUCAAGAAAGGAGAAUAUAUCGCCAGAGAGAGUCGAGAUGGUAUAACUGUCAUGAAGUGGAGAGACAAAAGAGACGUGUUGGUGUUGUCAACCAAACACUCAGAUCGAUUUGGAAUGAUAAAAAAACGUCAGAACACUGUCAUGAAACCGCAGAUUAUAAUCGACUACAACAAAGCUAAAGGAGCAGUGGACUUAUCGGAUCAGAUGGCAGCAUACUCCUCGCCGUUGCGUAAAACUGUGAAAUGGUACAAGAAGUUGGCUGUGGAUUUAUUACUAAAUACUGCAAUGGUAAAUGCUUUGACACUGUACAAAUCAGUGACUAAAAAAAACAUGCAAAUGGUAGACUUUCGAAGAUUUAUAAUGAUGAAUCUUUGCGGAGUCCACGAAGAUACUGUACCUGACCAGAGGCCCAAGCGAAUAAAACACUGCUUGGAAAAAAAAGAUGGAAGCGGUUGCAAGAAACAUCUGACGCGGCUCACCGGUGACCCCCAUGGCUUAAAUGGUUUAGUACGAGUAGGCUCACCAGUGAGCCCCGCGGCCUGA